AUGGACUUAGAGAGAGAAGAGGAAGAGCCAGACAUUGACAAGGAAUCUCACCUGAACUAUGCACACAUCGCAUCAUCCUGGAGGAUGAGUCUAGUUCUUCCAUUGAACAUCCAAAGGAGGCUAAACCCAAACCUAAAGGAAGUUGUCAAGAAGGAGAUAAUGAAGCUGUUGAAAGCUGGAGUGAUCUAUCCAAUAUCAGAUAGUGCAUGGGAAGCUGAACUCCUCUACGCGCAAGGACCACUACCCCUGCCAUUCAUAGAUCAGAUGCUUGAGCGCCUUGCCAAUCAUCAAUACUACUGUUUCUUGGAUGGAUACUCAGGAUUUUUCCAAAUUCCAAUCCACCCAGAUGAUCAGGAGAAGACUACCUUCACUUGUCCCUAUGGCACAUAUGCUUAUAGGAGAAUGCCUUUUGGAUUGUGCAAUGCUCCAGCUACAUUCCAAAGGUGUAUGAUGUCCAUAUUCACAGAUCUAAUAGAAGAGAUUAUGGAGGUUUUCAUGGAUGAUUUCUCAGUAUAUGGUUCUUCCUUUGAAUCAUGUUUGGGAAAUCUUGGAAGAGUGCUACAGAGAUGUGAAGACAAGCACCUAGUUCUAAAUUGGGAGAAGUGCCAUUUAUGGUUAGAGAUGGAAUAG
Microthlaspi erraticum is the source of this 630-nucleotide messenger RNA. NCBI's taxonomy places the organism in Eukaryota, Viridiplantae, Streptophyta, Magnoliopsida, Brassicales, Brassicaceae. The record is from the annotation of a GenBank genome assembly.